AUGAACCUAGGAGCACAUGAAAUGGAGGAAGGUUUAUCAUCCAGUGUUUCAACUCCAUCAGGAUCUUCCUUUUUGGAAUCUUACUCCAAGAAUCCGUAUUUUAAUGCUGGACUUGGAUUGGCUGGAAUUGGGUUUGCGGCGUCCUUUGGAAAGAAGCUUACAGUAAUAGGUAAUUACAAAUUAAUUUGCGCUUCCAUUUACAGGUAACGCGUUGUUCAGACGACGAUUUGUCACUUCUUUGACAUUAAACAAUGAGGAUGCGUAAGUGUGUAUUUGGAUUAAAACCUUCUUUUUUUAGGUCCUACCCGUGGGUGUUGGACUUUAUCAACAAGUACAGUAGACACAAGGCAAGGUCCAUAUCGGCUUCAUCCGUAAUCAGUCAAUCAGAAAGCGGAAAAGUAACCUCGACGUUUUUCCUUUUGCCAGGUUAUGGAACCCAUUACUUUACUUACAACUAUAGAUGGAUUCAAGUCGAAAGGAAUCGCGAAAAACAUCAGAUCCAAAGGAAUGGGAUUAGGACUGCUUUGGAGACGGUAACUCUGACCACAUUUGGAAAUCCUUUAAUCUGGAAAGAGUUUUUGGAAAAAGCAACGACGGAAGCGUUGGAGAAGGUAUCCAACUGCAUUAAUAUUUCCACUUUAUUUUAAGGAGGAAACGGGAAUCGUCGUUUACAAUGCCGUUGGACCUGAAUGGCAUCGAAUGGGAAAUCCACGAAGAAAGAGGCCGGUUGAAUCAGUUAUUCUCGCAGAGAAUAUCAUGGAGAGAAUAAUUGAAGAUGUUAAAGAGUUUAUCGACAGUUCCGAAUGGUAAGGAGGAUGGGCAUUGGCAUGACAAUCCAUUUAGGUACAUUACUCGAGGAAUACCAUACAGACGAGGGUAUUUGUUACAUGGACCUCCAGGAACAGGAAAAAGCAGCCUUAUCUCAUCAUUGGCCGGUCAUUUUGGGUAUUCUAUUUGUAUUCUAUCAUUAAGCGAGAGGACGUUGGAUGAUGACAGGCUGUCUCAUCUUCUGAAUAACACCCCGCCAAAUUGUUUUAUUCUUUUGGAAGAUGUUGAUGCAGCUUUUGUAAAUCGCGAUGCAUUUGAUAAUUCAAAUCACAAAGCUUACGAAGGGAUGACUCGAGUUACUUUCUCUGGACUUCUAAAUGCUAUUGAUGGAGUUGCGAGUAGCGAGGAAAGGAUCUUGUUCAUGACUACUAAUUAUCGAGAUCGAUUGGACGAUGCUCUAGUUCGCCCCGGGAGAAUUGAUGUGCAAUAUAAACUGGAUAAUUGCAAUUCAAAAAUGUUAGAAGCGGUAUGUCUACGGGUUAAAAUUGAUGCCUAUUAUAUCGCCUGAAUUUUUAACCGUUGUUUUAGUUCUUCCGGAGAUUUUAUGAAGACGCUGAAGAAAAAUUAUGCGCUGAAUUUGUGAAGACGGUCAGGAAAUCCGGGACAUCUGUUUCACCCGCCUGGGUCCAAGGGUAUCUCUUGAUUCACAAAGACGAUCCUCAGCUCGCUGUUUCUCAACUCCAGGAAGAAUUAGGAAAAAUUAAAAAGUAG
This is a messenger RNA of Bursaphelenchus xylophilus (pine wood nematode), 1539 nucleotides long. Lineage: Eukaryota; Metazoa; Nematoda; Chromadorea; Rhabditida; Aphelenchoididae. The record is from the annotation of a GenBank genome assembly.